GAGGCCACGUUCCGCGGCACGGAGUUCCUCUCGUACGACCUGGGCCAGACGGGGGGCGAGCCGAUCGUGAGCGCGCAGGACGCCAUCACGCUCUACUUCCGGACGCGCCAACCGAACGGGCUGCUCUUCUACACCGGCCACGGCACCGACUACCUGAAUCUGGCCCUGCGCGACGGGGGCGUCUCGCUCACGAUGGGACUGUCCAACGGCAAGCAGGAGAUGCACAUCAAGCCGGCCCGCGUCCGCUUCGACGACCACCAGUGGCACAAGGUUACGGUCCACCGGCGGAUACAGGAGCAGAUCUCAUCGAUAACCAGCUUUUGCCGGCUGGUCGCCGUAGUGGACGACGUUUACACCGACCAUUCGCACAUCGCCGGCAAGUUCACCAUGCUGUCCUCGUCCCGGGUCUACGUCGGCGGGGCGGUCAACCCGCGAGCCCUGCUGGGCGCCCGGGUGCACAACAACUUUGUCGGCUGCCUCCGGAAGGUGGAAUUCUCCGCGGACACGCUCCGGCUGAACCUGAUCGACCUGGCCCGAACCGGUUCCAAGCUGAUCCAGGUGGCCGGCCGGGUCGACUACCAGUGUCCCAGCGGCGACCCCCAGGAUCCGGUGACGUUCACGACGCGCGAGUCGUACCUGCUCCUUCCACCGUGGGACGUCUCAAAGCAGGGCAUGCUGUCCUUCAAGUUCCGCACAAACGAACCGAACGGAUUGAUCAUCCUGAACACUGUGGUGCGACAGCCGAGGCCCGACUUCUUCGCGGUUGAGCUGCUGAACGGCCACAUCUACAUCCACAUGGACCUGGGCUCGGGCGCGGUCAAGGUGCGGGCCUCGCGACGCCGCGUCGACGAUGGCGUGUGGCACGAGCUGUCGCUGCGGCGGAACGGCCGCGACGGCAAGGUCGGCGUCGACGGCCAGUGGAACGACUUCCGAACGCCCGGAGAUUCGACCCAGCUGGAGCUGGACAGCCCGAUGUACGUGGGCGGAAUUGGGCCACCGUACGCCGACGUGGUCAUUCCGCCGGCCAUCUGGACGGCCACGCUGCGGCAGGGCUUCGUCGGAUGUCUGCGGGACCUGGUGCUGAGUGGGAAACCGGUGGACAUUGCGGCGUACGCGCGGCAGCAGGAUUCGGGUGCGAUCAAACCGUCCUGCCACGUGGUGGCCAACCAGUGCGGUGGUGCGGUGUCUCCCUGUCAGAAUGGUGGCCAGUGUACGGAGGGCUGGAACCGGCCACUUUGUGAUUGUUCUGCGACGCUGUUUACGGGUCCAACGUGCGGUCGCGAAUCGGCAACGCUGGCCUUCAACGGAUCGCAGCACAUGGCCAUCUGGAUCGGCGGAACGCUGGGAACGCGAACCCAAACGGAGGAGUUGGUGAUCCGGUUCAAGACAUCGCGACCGGCCGGGCUGCUCCUGUUGACCAGUGCCGAGUCCAGUUCAUCGGAUCGGCUCGAAAUCGGCCUGGUUGCGGGCCGAGUCCGGGCCAACGUAAGACUUGGGGAACGUGAGAAGAACUUACUGGCCGGCCAGGGUGUCCUAAAUGACAACAACUGGCACACGGUGAGGUUCUCCCGACGGGCGUCCAAUCUGCGACUGCAAGUUGACGGGGCCGCACCCGUCAGGGGUAUGUUAUCCGAAGCCAUCCUGGGACGGCACAGCACGCUGGAGGUCAAAUCGCUGCACCUGGGCGGGCUGUUCCACGCCGAGGAGGAGAUCCAGAUGACGGCCGCCAUGCCCAACUUUGUCGGCCAGCUGCAGGGCUUCGUGUACAACGGGCACCGCUACAUUGACCUCGUCAAGACGCUAGGUCCGGAGCUGUCCGCCUUGCCGACUACGACCUUCAAGCUGACGGCCCGCUUUGUCAACUCCCCACCGGGAUCUCCGUACUUGCCGGCCACCUUCCGGUCGAAGCACUCGUACGUGGGUCUCCCCAUGCUCAAGGCGUACUCGUCCGUGUUCAUCGACUUCCGGUUCAAAACCCUGGAGCCGAACGGCUUGCUGUUCUACAACGGUGGCAAACGGUCGGACUUCCUGGCGGUUGAACUAGUCAACGGGCACAUUCACUACGUGUUUGACGUCGGCGAUGGCCCGAUUACGGUACGGGACAAGGCCCGGAUCCACAUGAACGACAACCGGUGGCACUCGGUCAGCAUCCGGAGGCCAGGACCGAAGACGCACACGCUGGCGGUGGACGAGUCCAUCGAGAUCUACACGGCCAGCGGGAACAACAUGCACCUGGAGCUGGAGGGGAUCCUGUACGUCGGCGGUGUCUUCAAGGACAUGUACACCCGGCUACCGUCCAGCAUUGCGUCCCGCUCCGGCUUCGAGGGUUGCAUGGCCUCGGUUGACCUCGCGGACAGUUCCCCGAGCCUCACGGAGGACGCCGUCGUUCCGAGCUCGCUUGUCGUGUCCGGCUGCGAAGGACCCACCAAGUGUAGCCAGAACGCGUGCGCCAACCGGGGAAUCUGCGUCCAGCAGUGGAACGCGUACGCCUGCGAGUGCGACAUGACUUCGUUCACCGGGCCAACCUGUUACGAUGAAUCCAUCUCGUACGAGUUCGGCAAUAACAAGGGCCUAAUCCAGUACACGUUCCCGCCGGGUCGCCAACCGGACACCGAAGAGGACAACAUCGCGCUGGGCUUCGUAACGACUAAGUCGGACGCCGUCCUGCUACGGGUCGAAAGCUCAACCACCCAGGACUACAUCGAAAUGGAGAUUGUCGAAGGCAACGUGUUCAUCGUGUACAACGUCGGCUCGCACGAUCUCCCGCUCGGCGAGAUCGGCGUCAAAGUCAGUGACAAUAACUACCACAUCGUGCGCUUCACCCGAUCCGGAGCGAACGCAACGCUCCAGAUCGACGACUACAACGUCCAAACGCUGUUCCCGUCCGGCCACCAGUCGACGAUCUUCACCUCGAUGGCCAACAUCCAGGUCGGCGGGAAGAUCGCCCGUAACGGGCGGGCCCGCAUCGAGCGGCCGUUCGCGGGCGUCAUCGCCGGCCUCUCCGUGAACCGGCUCCGGGUGCUGGACCUGGCGGCGGAGCGCGACCCCCACAUCAACGUGCGCGGUGAUGUGCAAUUGGUAACUGGCGUUUUAGAUAGAAAUGACCAAAGAAUGCAGCAGACUCCGGCCAGCGGCUACCCGGGCGUGAUGGACGACCUGAUCUUCAGCGGAGCGGGUUCCGGGUGCCGCGGGGACGACGAGGACGAGUGUACGCCACCGUUCGAGAACGGGAGCGGCGAUGACCUGAUUACGCCGGUGUACGUGCCACCGACGAAGCAGACGACGCCGGCGGCUGGCCAAGGCCAAGGUGGUCGAGGUCGGAAGAAGGACGAGGGCAAGCUGUGCGACGACGAGGACUGCAUGCACGGGUCCGGGUCGGGCGAGGUGACCGAGGUGUUUACUUCCUCGACGGCCAAGGUUUCCGAAACGAGCCCGGAUGUGACGUACACCACGCUCGAUAUGGACCGGAAGACGGAAGGCACGACAACGCUGACAACGCAAGGUCGGUCGGAGACUUAUGCACCGAGUGAGACAACACGGGAAAUGGACACGACUAGCAGUGGAACGACGGGAUACGGUGGAGGAGUUGGAGGUGGAAGCAGUAGCAGUACUGGUAGUAGUAGUAGCGGAACAAGCUACGGGACGACCGUUUCGAUGGGAACUACGGGAACUACGUCGGGUGGGACGUCCAGCAGUGGAACGACGAGUGGUCGAACGACGUACACUUCGGGAACCACGGGAAGUUCGAGUACGUACGGAUCAACGACGCAACAGCAGACUCCGUCGGAAACAACGGUCAGUUUCCGGGAUCGUGAUCGAGACCACGUACGCGAGACAACUCCAACAACCACGGAAGAGGACGACGAUCACAUCGAGGUUCGACGACCGGAUUCAGGUGAAGAGCCCGAGCCAGAGCACAAGCCACCUCCAGGUCGACGGCCGCCCCCGGUCAAGGUGGUGGAACCUCCUAACCCGGAACCGGAGCCACCGUUCAAUGCCCACCCGCCGGGAUACCCUCCGACGCGAUCGCCCAAGCACAAGGGAGGUCGCAUCAACUCGGAAGCUGAGGAACGUACGGCCAUGAUCAUCGGCAUCGUAGCAGGAGCGCUGAUCGCGGUCAUCCUGGUGAUCCUAUUGGUGCUGUGGAUCAAGUCGAACGGCGAUCGGUCCUACAAGACCGAGCACGAUAAGAGUGGCCUGUACGGGCAGGGUCCGAGUGCGGCCUUGCUGGGCGGAUCGCACGGCAAUGCCCACAACUCCCAUUACAACACCCACCAGCAGCAACAUCCGCCGUCGCAUCAACAACCGGCGCAACAUCAGCAACCUCCCCACUACAACGGCAACGGAGGUUCCGGCGGUGGACAUCACACGAACGGUGGCAGCACAUUGCCGCUCAACGGCUCGUUACGUCACCACCAUAACGGUGGUAACGGAAUGGGCGGUGGCGGCAUGGGCAUGGGCGGCGGCUACAACGGCAGUGACCGGGGCAGCAUGCAAUCCGGCGGAGGCGGAGGUGGCGGCGGAGGAGGUGGAGGUGGAGGAGGAGGAGGCGGCGGUGGCCAACCACAAAAGACGAAAAAUCGAAACUCGAAAGACAUCAAAGAGUGGUACGUCUAAAUCCACGUAACGUCACGUAACGCCACGAUCACGAUCAUUCGCACACAUUCAAGACACGAUCACACUCACGAACGCGAGCGCGACGCCAUCAGAGACGUUAUAUUUGUAAACACACACUGUAUUGCCACUACUACUACAACUACUACUACUACUACUACCAAUACUAACAAGCAUAACGGAUGAAAACGACACUAAUACACACAAAUACGGAACGCGCGAAAAACAGCCGCCAGACUUGUUUAUACCUAUCAUUGAGAUUAAUUACUCAUAUUAAUCAAUAAAAUGAAGAUUGUGAUGAAACUGCAACCACUAUUUCAUAAGAGACACGCAAACUCACACACACACCCCCUCUGACAGCCAGAACAAUGGAAAUCCUUCAACUAGAUCGUAAGCGAAAACAAAACUUGUAAAUAGAAAACAGACACAAACACAAAAGGAGAGUUACAAAAUGCUCGCAUAAUUGAGAGAAGAAGAAAAAAAAAAGGAAAAGUAUAUUAGAAUAAACAAUGCGCGGGAAACGAUGUGAGGAACAGUGAAGCAAAACAAAACAAUGGCAGGCGGUGACGUGCAAACAAAGGUGCAAUUUAAACCCAACACAAAACAAACACACACACAGUUUUAUCGACUUGUUAAGAAACACAAAUAUGUGAACGAUUUUUUUUAGAUUUCUACUUGCUGCGCUAGAACAAAAUUUGUUGAAUGAUGCAGUGUUGCCAGCAUCGUACGGUUUUGGUUGUCGCGCGGUCCCUCCAAAGGUAAACAAAAACAUGUUAUUGAAGGUUGUUUAUAAAAGCUUAGUGUUUUUUUUUUUGCGAAUUUUUAGUAAAACAGCAAAAAAUAACAGAGUGGAUUAACUUACUUUAGUGGAACAAUUUACACCUGUCGAAAGCACAUAAUUCGCAAGGUUUUUGGAUUCUAUAAGGUAUGACAGCUGUCAAAAUAUUUUUAGCACGAAAAUUUGAUUUUGAAGUGAGAUUUUCAGAAAAGUGAAAAUGAUGACUGCAAAAAAGGCCAAACAAAUUUUCCCGCAAAUUGGUCAAACUUCAACUAGGGAAACAGCAUCUAAUUCCAGCGUGCCUCUAAUGUUGCCAUAUCAGCACUUUGACAUUCAAUUACAGCUCAUUAAAUGCGUUUACAAUUGAAAUCGAGUGAUAAAUUGCUCAAUAAGAAGUGAGCAAGCAAGUUUCUAUCAAAAGUUUUGCAAAAUUAGUUGUUUAAAUAGUGAAAAUCAGCAAAUUGGAUGGAGUAAGGAGCGAGUGCUUAACCUGUCAAACAUACGAAAAUUUCCCCUAAUUUUGACUAAGUAUUUUUUAGCAGCAUUUUUCGUGAAAAGCAUGUUCUCGAAAAUCAUCGAAAAAUGAGGUGUACGAGUUUACAAAGGUGAAAUUCAAUUUAGCAAAUCCACUCUGUAUUUUUUAAAUCGGGUAGAUGCAUUUUUUUCUGAGAUCUACAAAUAAAAAGUUAACGUUAAAUUAAAAUGCAAAGUCACACGAAUUUUAACUUAAACUAUGCAAACAAUUUUUUUUUGCAAAUAAAAAAAAUUAUUUUACAAGAUUUAACAUUCAUUUAACUGAUGAAAACAUUGAAACAAAUUUAGAUUUAUUUUUUUACCUGAAUGCUUUUAAUUUUCAAAACACACAAAAACACUUCCAACGUUGUUACAAAAAAAAAGAAAAUAUAUCGUUAAUGCAUUGCCAUGCAGUAAAGCCAUUUUUCAAAACUCCUUCCCAGUUGGCAUUUUAUUGCACGAAGAGUUACCAAAGCCAUUUAUACGCUUUAGUUAAAUAUUGAUAGUUUAAAAAAAAAAACACACCCACACAAACACUGUUGAAAGCAAAAACCGCCAUUAAAGAACACAAGCAGAAAAAAUGUUUGAGCGAAAGUGAGUGAGUGGAACAGAUGAAUUAAUGCAACAACAAAAAAGUGACACCCUCUUAAACUCUUCGAUUCCGCAUUGAGAGGUAAAUCAUUAAGAAAAUAAAGGUGACAUUAAAAAUAGCAAAUUGUUUUUCUGCACAAAUUCAAAACUAAUGUCUAAGAAAAUAAGAGAAUGAAGAAAGUGGAAAACGAACGAAGUUCUCGAUAUCUUAAAGAUUCCAAUUCAAAUAGCAAGCAAAUUCUGCAAAAUGAAAAGUUCACAAAAAAAACUGCGGUAAAUGUUUUCGUUUUAAACUUUUUCACCCAACUUUCCCAUUUUUUACGUUUAGCAUUUAUCCUCUAUCACUCCAUGUUUCCAAAUGUCACUUUUGAAACAACAAAAACAAUCCCAAAUCCAUUUGAAUGUCUCGGAAAAAAGAUGCUUGUGCGAUAUGAGAGAGAGAGAGUCCUUUAAAAAAGAUCUAUUUACACAAUCACUAUCACUUAAGUAAGAAACAAUGAAAAAAAUAUCUCAAAUUCUAAGACGUUUUGCGAACAUUGAAGCAAAAAAAAAAACAAGAAAAACUUUAAACCGCCGGAUUACAUUUUUGAAGCAAUUAUUCGAACUGUUUCUCAUAAAUAAAUAAAAAGUCAAAGCGACUAUGCGAAGACCGCUCCUCUCAUUUUUUUUACCCAAUUCUGAGGGGACAAUCUGUCAAUCGAGAGCGACCCUACCGAGAAAACAAAAACAAGAUCCAAACAAACAAUCUUUCAAAAGAACACAGAAACACACAAACAGACUAACUUUUGCCUCGAAAUUCUUUGAAAUGCACCUUUAAUGAUAAAAAAAACGUAUUGCACCAAAACACUGUCACAAAUCCAUACACAAAACACGCAAAAGUGCUGCUUUGAAUGCGCAAAAGAAAUAAACAAACAAACAAAUCUGCCAUCUUUUUUCCUAACAAAACCCAAAAUUGUUAAACAAUAGGCAGGACCGAGCAAAAUAAAAAGCAGCAUCUGUAAUAACACUCCUUUUCAGCAGAUAUUUAAACAUUCAAAAAAAUACCAAAUUAGAGAAAAAUAAAAAAACUGUAAACAAAAGCGACAGGAACACUCACACUCACACUAAUAAAUGUUUUUCUCUUUCUCUUGCAAACAAAAGAAAACAUAUACCAAUGUAAUAAAAUCAACGUUGAAAACAUUUCAAGGUAUAGGCGUUAACUUAAUUUAGACACUCUCCUUAAGAAAAUGAUGCAAAAAAAAGUUUAAAGAAAAACAACUUCUUGUUUUGUUUUCCUUAAAACCUUUGAGAAACAAAGUAAAUAAAAAAGAGUCACGCACAUGACAGUUCACAUUUCUCAAAUUGUAAACAGGCAAGCAAAAGUAAACGCAGCUCUCUCUUUUUUGAUUUAUUUUUGUUCACACGAAGAUACUGAAAACACAAACACAUACACACAAUUCUCACAAGCGACUUAGGAAUAUGAACCUUAUAUGGAACAACAUAUCAGUUUUUAUACCAGGUCUAGGAAAAGAGGAACCCACAAUUGGCCUCGCUCCCCUAGUGGCAGAGCUGUCAAAAGGCGCUGCACACACGCAGGGGCAGAACAAUGGAAAACAAGUGAGGUUAGGCGUAAAGCAAGCGAUGCGAACAAAGAAUCAAUCCUGUCGAACAAACAAUCAAUGAAAUCCCUCUCUGUAUCGUUUUUUGCAAAAAAAAAACAAUGGACUAAUAAUAACAACAAUCUAUCAGACAAGUCGAGUGACAUCCUCCUCCCCCCUCAAACAUCAUGGCUUUGUGUUUGCGAGUGCGCAAUUGUAGGCCCCUCCCCCCACACACUUUUUACUCAUCUUUAGAUAGGUAGAUCAAAUGACAGUCAAUCCCGCCCCUUCCCUCUUUUGAUUCUCUGACACAAAAUUUCAAACCCACCUUUUUUUCUAAAUUACUAAGACGAUCAAAGUAGGCGUACCCCACAGAAGCAAAUUCGUACAUCGAAGAAUCGGUUCUGAUCCCCGCCCCCUAAAUAUUUCGAUUUAGUCCAACACAAAAUAAGCCCAACAAAUCAGACAGUUGACAGUUUGAACAAAUAGGGAAAGAGUGCAAACAAAAGAAAAAGGAGAAAAAACAAUCCAACUACACAAACACACAUAGAUAAGUUCUAAAUAUUAUGAAUGGAAGGAUUUGACUGAGAACUUAGGAAAAACGGAAAGCAAACGAUUAAACCAAAAAAAAUGAAAACAAUAUAGAUAAGCUUACAUAACUAGCGAAAACAAAGGAAGUAAACAAACACGAAAGAAAAGCUUUAAGUUACGUUCCCUUCGUACAUAGGAAGAAAAGGUUAAAAAAAUGAUCCCCAAGCAAAAGAAUGAAAUGAAAAACAGAGACACAAACACUAACACAAAACCACAGAAGAGUUUCAGCAAUGGCGAAAACCGGAAAUAGGAAGAUUCAAUAAACUGCAUAUGAAAAACCCCAAAAUAAAUAGGCUAAAAAAAAAACAAACAAUACAAGUCAUCUCUGAAAAGACACACGUAACAAAAGACAAGAAAACGCAUCAUGUUAUUUAAUUUACUAAGUUGUAGAAUUUGUAUAAAAAUUAGCGAAAAUGAAGAGAAAAAAACAAUAAUUAUUGAUAAUUACCGAAAGGAAGUAAACAAAACGACAAAACAGCCACAUACAACCGGAACAAACUGACAAAACAAAAACACUGUUAAAUUUAAAACAAACCAAAAAAUCCCCGCAACAUGUUUUGCCAUACACAGAGAGAGAAAAAAAAUACACAAUUGAAGCAUUUCAAGGCUGGACUAAACUUUCUUCUCAAAGUAGCGCGCAUAUUUAUGGCUAACAACAACAGAAAUUCAAACACACACACACACACACAUACACACACUGUUAGCGAAAAAAUAAAAACAAAAGCAGAACAAAGCAAAACAAAACCAAACCACACAAGGACUUUUUUCUUGUUAGCUGUAUAGGUUGAUGUUAUGUAAGUGACAAACAAAAAGAAGAAAAAGUAAACCAAAAAAAAUCGUAUGAAAUUUAAAGAAACCAACACACGAAAGAUUGUUUAAGUUCCUGUUUUGAUAUUGAUUUAUUUUUUCUGUUGCUGUAUGAGUAUAGUGGUUAAGCGGAGAUUAAAACAACAACAAAAAACGAUACAUUUAAAUCUAAGCAAAAUGAGCAAAAAAUGUAUAUUUGAAGAAACAGAAAACUGCAGUUUUGUUGCUGAAAUAAAGAUUAAAAUUAUA
Messenger RNA from Culex pipiens pallens (northern house mosquito), 9720 nucleotides. Its product is annotated as neurexin-1. The record is from RefSeq and is a predicted model, not a curated record. The transcript has 16 exons. Lineage: Eukaryota; Metazoa; Arthropoda; Insecta; Diptera; Culicidae. The coding region runs from base 193 to 4617 and encodes 1474 amino acids.